AAUGGUGUCAUUUUUAUUGUGUUUCAUCCUGUCUCCUCCUCCUCUCUCUCUACUCUCUCUAUAUAUAUAAGCCCUCAGUUUUUCUCCACACACAAAAGUCAUAUCCCAAUUAUACACACACAUUUCUGUAUCUAUAUGUGGUUCUAAAGAUCAAAGGAAAUGAAAACCAGAAGGCUUUCUUAUCCAAAAGUAAACAAUAUGUGUUGUGACAAGAGAAAAACAUACUGUAACUUCUCCGGUGAAAACACGUGCCGGAAAAGAGUAAAGUCGUCGGCGGGGACACCGGCCGCGACUGUUUCCGGCCAGUGUGAUUAUUUAGACACCCUUCCAGACGACAUCGUUUUGUUUAUCCUCUCUAAACUUGGCUCAACCGCCAGCUGUCCUGCAGAUUUCAUCAGCGUGUUAUCAACAUGCAAGAGGCUAAACGCGUUGGGUGUGAACUCACUCGUGUUGUCUAAAGUGUCUCCGAAAACUUUUGUGGUUAAAUCGAAGAACUGGUCGGAAUCCGCUCACCGGUUUUUGAAACGGUGUUCGGAUGCCGGAAAUGUUGAAGCUUGCUACACACUUGGCAUGAUUCGAUUUUACUGCUUGCAAAAUCGAGGAAGUGGAGCAUCGCUAAUGGCGAAAGCCGCGAUUAAUUCACACGCUCCAGCGUUGUACUCGCUAGCGGUGAUUCAGUUCAACGGUAGUGGAGGCUCCAAGAACGACAAAGACUUACGCGCGGGUGUGGCUCUGUGUGCGCGUGCAGCGUUUCUCGGUCACAUUGACGCUCUUAGAGAACUCGGACAUUGCCUCCAAGACGGUUAUGGUGUACGUCAGAACAUUGCUGAAGGACGACGGUUUUUGGUUCAAGCGAACGCUCGUGAACUUUCAUCCGUGCUCUCAACAACCCCGUCCGCGUUGGUUCCGGGUAACUGGAUGACGUGGAACACGUUACCUAAUUUACGUCAUGGAAACGUUGUGGGACUGGGGUGUCCGUUGCUUAGUGAUUUUGGAUGUAACGUACCCGCUCAGGAACCUCAUCCGGCGAACCGGUUCCUUUCCGAAUGGUUUUCGGAUAAGGACCUUGGUUCUGGUCUCCGGUUAUGCUCACACGCUGGGUGUGGGCGGCCGGAGACCAGACAACAUGAGUUCCGAAGAUGUUCGGUUUGUGGGAAUGUGAACUAUUGUUCUCGUGCGUGUCAAGCGCUUGACUGGAAAAUCCGUCAUAAGAUGGAGUGUGCACAAGUUGAGAGAUUGGUUGAUGACGGUGACGGGGAUGAUAAUGACAAUGUUAAUGAAGAUGACGGAAUGUUUGUGGAGAGCUGAAACGUUGGCCGGAUUUAUGUAUUUUGACGGUAACGGAACUUGUUCGACAUAACGGCAUUUGAAGCAAAGUUAUGUUGGGGUUACUUCAUCGGGAACUUGCUUUCUUUAGACGUUGGACGGAAUAUCGACGUUAGUAAGAGAAGUAAUUUACUUUUUUUUUUUCUCUUUCGAAAAUGGGUAGCAAUUUUUGUACAAUAUAUUUUCAGUGUAGCUGCCUUUUUAUAUUUAAAGAAAAUCAUUAAAAGCUCUUAAAUUGAAGAAAAUUCAAAUCU
Messenger RNA from Helianthus annuus (common sunflower), 1580 nucleotides. Its product is annotated as F-box protein At1g67340. Gene Ontology annotation, molecular function: protein binding. The coding region runs from base 160 to 1308 and encodes 382 amino acids. NCBI's taxonomy places the organism in Eukaryota, Viridiplantae, Streptophyta, Magnoliopsida, Asterales, Asteraceae. The record is from RefSeq and is a predicted model, not a curated record. The transcript is spliced from 3 exons.